GAGCGAGGAGUGCUUCUGUGAUGCACGUCUCAGAAACCGCGCAGCAGGCACAGGCUGAGCCAGCUCCCGGAGCAUCCCAUCAGCAGCAGGCAAUUGGAGACAUCUUUAUGUCGAAAAGUGGUGACAUUACAUGGUCUUCUUGCCCAUCAAAGGAGCCACCCCACCUUUCUUCCAAUGUGCUAACAAUGCAACCAGGGCCGACUAGAAUGUCAGUCACCCAUGUCCAAGACAUCAGGUCUGCAUUUGAUCUCCUAAUGCCAGAUUCCAUCCUCCAAAUAAUCCUAGACUGCACAAAUUUAGAAGGUAGGCGUGUUUAUGGAGAGAAAUGGAAGGUUAUGGACAAUAUCCUUUUAUAUGCCUACCUUGGUCUGCUUUACCUUGCUGGAGUCUUCAAAUCUAAAGGAGAAUCACUGCAUUCCCUGUGGGCUGUUGAAACCGGGCGAGAAAUAUUCCGGGCAACAAUGUCCUUGGAGACAUUCCAAGUAAUUUCAAGGGUUAUAUGUUUUGAUAACCGAGAUGACAGACCAGCUCGACGGCAGAAAGACAAACUUGCAGCCAUCAGGACGGUGUGGGACAAGUGGGUGCACCGCCUCCCCCUGUUCUACAACCCUGGGCCUAAUGUCACCAUCGAUGAACAGCUGAUGCCAUUUAGGGGCCACUGCCCCUUCAGGCAGUAUAUGCCCUCGAAACCUGCUAAGUAUGGUAUCAAGAUCUGGGCUGCCUGCGAUGCCGUUACCUCAUACGCUUGGAACUUACAAGUAUACACAGGGAAACUUGAGGGAGGAGUCUCAGAGCGUAAUCAAGGGAUGAGAGUUGUCCUGGACCUGUCUCAGAAUCUCAAGGGACACAACAUUACUUGCGACAACUUCUUCACGUCGUACAAGCUGGGACAGGAGCUCCUGAAGAGGAAGCUGACCAUGGGGGGAACGAUCCGCAAGAACAAGCCAGAGCUCCCACCGCAACUGUUGGAAACAAAGGGCAGGCCUCUAAAUUCAUCCAGGUUCUUAUACACGGCUGACACAUCCCUGGUGUCCUAUGUGCCAAAGAAGGACAAGAAUGUUGUAUUGAUGAGCACACUGCACAGGGAAGGCAAAAUCUGUGGCCAAAAACCUGAGAUCAUAAUGUACUACAAUGCCACAAAAGGUGGGGUGGACAACUUGGACAAGAUGGUGACUGCCUACAGCUGUAAAAGAAGGACACUACGCUGGCCACUGGUGCUGUUCUUCGAUAUGCUGGACAUCUCGGCAUACAAUGCUUUUGUCGUGUGGACGGCAGUCACAAAGGCCCUGGUGUCACCCUACAUCCAGACCAGGCAGCAUGUUCCAAGAAUACCAGCCUCUGCAGCCAUCGUGAAGAGGAUUCAGGGGGAGGAUGCUGCUGGCCCAUCCACCAGACUUACAGGUCCACAACCACCACAGCCUGAGGUAAGUGUGUAAUGCUGUGGCAUA
This is a messenger RNA of Monopterus albus (swamp eel), 1448 nucleotides long. RefSeq names its product piggyBac transposable element-derived protein 4-like. The record is from RefSeq and is a predicted model, not a curated record. NCBI's taxonomy places the organism in Eukaryota, Metazoa, Chordata, Actinopteri, Synbranchiformes, Synbranchidae.